Molecule: messenger RNA, 1344 nt
Organism: Nelumbo nucifera (sacred lotus)
Lineage: Eukaryota; Viridiplantae; Streptophyta; Magnoliopsida; Proteales; Nelumbonaceae
Product: polygalacturonase-like
Biological process (GO): carbohydrate metabolic process
Molecular function (GO): polygalacturonase activity
Source: RefSeq, a predicted model, not a curated record
CUUCCCAUCUCUCUCUCUGUAACAGUCAAGAGAAUGGCCACGGCCAAUCUCGUAACUUGUUUUCUCUCCAUUCUCUUGAUGAUGAUGCUCUUUUCUUCCUCACUUGCAUUCAUCAAUGUAGUAACCCUGGGAGCCAAACCGGACGGAAAAACAGACGCCACCAGCUCAUUCCUCAAAGCAUGGACCUUGGCUUGCAGCUCAGUCAAUCCUCAGACAAUCUACAUUCCCACCGGAAACUUCCUCAUCAAACCUGCAGUGUUUAGAGGCCCAUGUAAGAACAGAAUGGUUGUUCGGAUCGACGGAACCCUCCUCGCCCCUUCCGACUAUCGCGUCCUCGGCAGUUCAACCAAUUGGCUUCUUUUCGUUAAGAUUACCGGACUGUCGGUCAUCGGCGGCACCCUUAAUGCACAAGGUGCCACCUACUGGGCUUGCAAGAAUGCCGGCAAGAGUUGCCCGGCCGGAGCAAGGUCGAUAACGUUCAAUUAUGCAGAUAAUGUUGUGAUCAAUGGCUUGACGUCGAUCAACAGCCAGCUAACGCACGUCGUCAUUAACAGAUGCAACAAUGUAAUGGUUAAAGGGGUGAAGAUCGUCGCACCUGAUCAGAGUCCCAAUACCGACGGCAUACACGUUCAGUUCUCAUCCGGCGUGACGAUCACCAGCUCGAGCAUUAAGACCGGCGACGAUUGUGUAUCAAUUGGUCCAGGCGCCAAGAACCUAUUGAUCGAUCGAGUUAGCUGUGGGCCCGGACAUGGCAUCAGCAUCGGUAGUCUGGGUAAGGGUGCGAAUGAACAAGGAGUGCAGAAUGUGACGGUCAAGAAUUCUGUACUCACCGGAACUGAUAACGGGUUACGGAUAAAGUCGUGGGCCAGACCCAGUACCGGAUUCGUGACUGGCGUUCUUUAUCGGAACAUCGUCAUGAACAAGGUCAAGAAUCCGAUCAUAAUAGAUCAGAACUACUGCCCCAGCAACAAUUGCCCUAACCAGAGUUCUGGUGUGAAAAUCAAGGAGGUGACAUACCAGAAUAUCCAAGGAACAUCAACCACACAGGUUGCCGUGAAUUUUGAGUGCAGUUCGAGUAACCCGUGCCGAGGAAUCAGAUUACAGGGCGUGAAGCUUACCUAUGUCAAUGGAAUAGCCACGUCAUCUUGUUCAAACGCCGGUGGAACCGCUGUCGGGGUAAACACUCUGAAGAGCUGUCUAUAAUGAUCAAUUAGAAGUUAGAACUAUCGGGGUAAACACGUCAUCUUGCAGUUGUUGUUGUAGUUGUAGUAUACUCUAUCAAUCCAUGUAAAAUGAUGGUCCUUGUUAUUGAAAUGACCAAUUAGAACUCUUCUUAUUGGUAAA